AGAUGCUUGACUAACGAACGGAUUAUUUAACGCGCCGUAAAAAUGGCAACGCUUGCAAUCAACAAAUUCAUGUUACGAAAAUUACAUUAUUAGAAUUUACAAUCGAGGCGUCAGUUGAGAGUUUUGUCGAAAAACAUUCAAUUAAAGCGACGGAUCCGCGAGUGUCUUCAGUUAAUUUCGACUGUCUAUAUAUAGAAACUUCUAUAUAUGCACAAAUAAUUGCAAAUAGGUUAAAUAUUUAGCAUCUCGAGAUGGGAAAUCAGCCGGGAAAGCUGCAUGCCCAUGCACAGAGCGGUCGACCCAAGAAGAAUGUCCACUGGAAGUCUGCAGAACGACCCUCUCCGCCUGGUCGGCCUAUACUGACGCCGCUGUCGCUCUCGGAGCAGCAGCCCGAUGUGGUCAACCUGCGCUGGGAUCGUCCGCUACUCGACGGAGGCUCUCCAAUCACCGGCUACACGGUGGAGCACCGUCGCAUGGGCUCGCCGCAUUGGGUGCGUGCCACACCCACGCCUGUCUCCCGGUGCGAUGUCUGCAUCAGUGGACUGGAGCCAGGCUGGCGAUACCAAUUUCGCUGCUUUGCCGAGAACAUCGUGGGACGAUCCGACGCUAGCGAGCUCUCUGAUCCCCUAACGGUUACACUCCAGCGCAACGCGAUAACUGUUCCCCGCUUUAUCGACGAGCUGUUGGACACUGAUGCGGUGGAGGACGAGCGGAUCGAGUUCCGGGUGCGCAUCCUGGGCGAACCGCCGCCGGAGAUCAACUGGUUCAAGGAUGGCUAUGAGAUCUUCAGCAGUCGACGCACCAAGAUCGUCAACGACAACGACGCCAGUGUUCUGAUCAUCCACCAAGUGGCACUGACGGACGAAGGCGAAAUCAAGUGCACAGCAACGAACCGAGCUGGCCACGUGGUGACCAAAGCCAGGCUUAUGGUGCAGGCGCCACCCAAGAUUCGUUUGCCACGCACCUACGAGGACGGACUCAUCGUGGAAGCCGACGAGGUACUGCGUCUGAAGGUCGGCAUUGCCGGACAGCCGCCGCCGGCCAUUAGCUGGCUCCAUGAGGGCGAAGUGAUUGCCCCUGGUGGACGAUUCGAGGUCACCAAUACGGAGAAAAAUUCGCUUCUCAAGAUAGACAACGUGCAUCGGGAGGACCGUGGCGAAUACAUGGUGCGUGCAUGGAACAAGCUGGGGGAAGACAACACAUCGUUUCUGGUCACGGUAACGGCACGGCCGAAUGCCCCGGGUGCUCCCCGUCUGAACAUGUCGUUCGGCAAGUCCGCAACGCUCUCCUGGACGGCACCUCUGGACGAUGGCGGCUGCAAGAUCGGCAACUACAUUGUGGAGUACUUUCGAAUUGGCUGGAACGUCUGGCUAAAGGCCGCCACCACGCGGGCCCUGACGACCACUCUACACGAUCUGAUAGAGGGCUCGGAGUACAAGUUCCGCGUCAAGGCUGAGAACCCCUAUGGCCUGAGUGAGCCAUCCGAGGAGUCGGAGCUGCUCUUCAUACCCGAUCCCAAGCGUGGCAUCACCAAGCCCAAGUCUGCCACCAAAAUUGCCGGCGAGGAGAAGGAUAAGCCCAAGUCGGACGCCGUCCAAGUACCGCCACGCCGCAAGACGCUCUCUCCACCACGUCCCCAUGCAGAUGCUGCGACGGGCAUGUCGCCCAAGCAGUCACCAAACGCCAAACGCAAGCCAAAGCCUCAGCUCAUCGACAAUGAGCAGCUGCACCAUGAAAUGUCCUACGGCACCUCGGACCAGGCUCUAAGAAUGGACGUCCGCAAGAGCCCCUCCCAGAGCAGUGCCGACUCGUCGGCCAAGCCGGCGGCUGGAUCCAAUAACAAGCUCAACCUCACGCUGAUCACCACCACCGCUCUGGUCGAGAAGACAGAGCCCCCGGCUAGGCCCCAGAAGUCGCCAGUUGGCUCACCUCUCAAGUUGUUCAAUACCAAGCCCACGGCUGUGGCCAAAGAGAGGUCCCCACUGCAGCCCCAACCACAGCCCCUGCCCACUCCGCCUGCGGAAAAGCCGGGUAAAACGGUCCUCCACCGAAAACGAAGUCUGAGUCCGCCAACGAAUCGACAACACUCCGAAACGAAACCAACAUCACCACCGGAGCCCAUCAAGUCAACUCCAGCCCUGCAGCGUAGUGCGGAGCCUGUCCAGCUGGGGGUUAACCAGAAUGUGAGACGAUUCUCGGGCCAGGCCCUGAGUCCGGCGAGGAACGUACCCACCCUGGCAUUGGCAGUGGCUGCCAGUGCUAGUGCGGUGAUUGGCGAAAGGCUGCCCACCAUUGAGAUCAGUGCACCACCACCAGCCACAGCAACAGCAACAGCCACAGCUCCGCUUCUAGUUCCAGUCCCGGAAGAGUCCCCCAAACCGAAACACAAGCCCAAACCAGACUCUUCUCCAGUUCCGAGACGUACCUCCAGGUUUGCGGACAAGCACGACGAGGUGCACACCAGCAACGAGUUCAUGCUCGUCGUCUUCGACAAGAACAGCAAGGUCAAGGAUAAGGACAAGCAAGAUUCCUUCGAGCUAGACCUGGAGGAUGCCAUACAGCCACCGCCCAUAUCCAUCUCCGCACCAGAUCUGGCAUUUCUGGAGUUCAACAACCUGCAUACCACCUUCCCGCUGCGCCGGUCCGUGAGCUCCACCGAGCUGCUCUACGAGCGAGCAAUGGCGAGAUUCUAUGAGGCGGUAGAGCUGGAGCAAGCCGCCAAGUCGAGAAAGGCCUCCCAGGACAGAAUAGCAAGCAGUACGCAGGCGCCUGUUCCGCCGGCUAAUCUCCGCAAACGCCUGGGCUCCAUUUCAGAGGCAGAGCGCGUUUCGUUCGAGCGGAGGAGCGAACUGCGUCGGCAAUCAGCGGACAUGGUUAGCAUGGGUCGAAAGUGGGACUCAAGGGAGAAUGUCAACGAUCUGAGCAGCCUCUCACGCACGCACACUACGGGACAGAUUUCGGGCGAGGAACAGCAGCGCAUCCGGGAACACGAAGAGCUUGACGAAGAAGAGCGGACCGAGAGCACAGCAGAAGACAGUGAAGACAUGAAUAUGGAGAUGGAUGAGGACUAUCCAGCACAGGGUAAACAGCAGUCCAGCUACGAUCUGGGAUCCGACUACACCGAGAGCACUGCCUCCUCGGAGCAGGACUCCAUUGAGAAGUUCAAGAUGGAACUGCUGGCUCGCACUCGCUCGCCCAGCCCCCGCGAUCUGGAGACGUACCAUCCUCGGAACAUGGGCGCUGGCACCUUUACACCCUAUCGCGCCCCCACACCGGAGCAGGCAGCUGUUGUGCUCAACCGCCCUAUGCCUCUGCCCAGUCCAGACUUUGUCCCCAAGCCGAUCCUUAAACGCUCGUCCAACGAGCAUGUGGAGCAGCCGGUGAGCCCACCCAACAGUCCAUCCUUGCCUGGAAAUGGCAAUGGAUCCACAGCCACCUCCGCAGUGGGAGUUGCAGCCAUCCCACAGCCAUCCGUACCAAAUGCUGCGCCCAAUCCCAGUACGAGCAGCUUAAAGAUGGACCUGGCCAAAGGCAUAAAGUCGUUCUUUAGUCGCGACAAGCGAUCCGCCACCGAGAAGAACACUGAAGCCAACGAGGAGAUAUCGAAUCCUCUGGAGAAAACCAAUGCCGCUGCCAUUGCGGCUGAUUUGGAGGUCAAACGCAGGGCCAAGGAGGAAGAGGAACUACGUCGCCUAGAGGCCGAGCGCCUCAUGCAGGAGGAGGCCCAUGCCGCCGUCGAUCACUACAGCGACCUAGUCCGGGAGGUGGGCAGCUCCCACAAAUACCACACGCCACUCUACUUGGACCGCGAGGAGCUGAAGCGGGCCGCCGCCAAGGCAGCAGCCGAAACUGACGAGGAUGAGGGAUCCAUGUCAAACACGGAGGAACACAGGAGGCGGCUGGCUAGCAAGACCAACGACGACAUGCUGUUGGCACCCCCAGUAGUCAGUCGGGAGCGGCGUCUGUCCAUCUCGGAGAGGGAGCAGCUGGUACAUGUCCGUGAUGCGUCCAGUAAUCUGGCGUAUCACAAAUCACGCGACAAAGAUGAGUUAGUGCGGGAGGAGAGCGAGCAGCAGACUCAAAGGCAGAAGGAGGAGGAGGAGCCGGAGUACCCGACUAUCCUAGUGGUGCCCCCUCUUAAAACAAGGAACAAGACGGAGGCGGAGAGUGAGAGCGUCAUGAGCGAGACGGUCGAGGCUCGUCCCGAUGCCCGGGGACGAACGCGUCUCGUAAAGGUAAAGCGGGUGAUUAAGCGGCGGGUUCCGUCCAGCACUCGGUCUCGCGACACCUCGCUCAAUAGACCCCCACCACCAGCUACGGGAAGCCUGGCUCUGGCAGUAGAGAGGACCUCACAGACGGCCUUGGUUCUGUCAAGCGCCGAGCGGGAUCUUCUGGAGAGAGCGUCCGCACUGGCGGUGCUCCAAUCGGAGGAGCAUACGCACGAGAAGGUCCGCUCGGCUCUCAGCUACUGUACGGAUCUGGUUCUCUUCCUGGUUGCCUGUUAUGUGUACUUGUUCAAGGACGCGAGACUGGUCCUGCCAAUUCUGGGGCUGAUCAUUUACCGCCAACUGGGCGAAGCCGUAAGGGGCUAUAUACCCACCUGGUUGCGUCGCAAGGGCAACGACGAGGCCUGAUCCUCUGGUCUUGGUCAUCCUCACAUGCGUUUAUCGAUUAAGCUAGUUUUUAUUAAUGUCGACUUAUUUAUGUAUCUUAAGCUAAAGUUCUGUUACGGAAUAUCAAAGAAUCCUUGUCAGAGCCGAGCCGAGCCUCGUACUCAAUAUGCUGUAUACGUCAAGAGUCCUUGCAAAUCUAUUCCGAAUUCUGUCCAAAGUAGGUCGAAAAGGCUUGGUACAUCAUUGAAAUGAUUCAUUGUUGACUUUCCCACCGUUUCUCCAAUGAAGAUUCGCUGGUACUAAUAAUUUAAUAACCUUGAAGAUAAGUUUAUCACUUAACCAGGUCCGUCUACCUGCUGUGUAUAUGCAUCGAGUUAUACGAUGUGUAUCAAAAGUGUGUCCGCUGUGGGAAAAGACUUGAGUUUUUUUUAACCAAUUAAUGACAAUCGUCUUAUAAAAUGCCGUCUCUGAAGAAUGGUAAAAAAUUGUAAUUGCAUGGGACCCUACUUUUCAAUUUGCAAGGAUAUUUCAUUCUUCGGUUCCCGAAGCUCGACUAUUUUCCUUUUCUUUUAAAAAUGAUGAGUGUGUGUUUGUUAGGGUUGUUCAUUGAAGACCUAUUCGACCAUAAAUUCUACAUAUGUACAUAUGUAUGUAUUUAUGUUUCAUUUUGUGCCCCUCAUGUUAUG
Drosophila persimilis is the source of this 5299-nucleotide messenger RNA. RefSeq names its product titin homolog (gene MnM). The record is from RefSeq and is a predicted model, not a curated record. The transcript is spliced from 4 exons. Gene Ontology annotation, molecular function: protein binding. Bases 252 to 4634 code for a protein of 1460 amino acids. Lineage: Eukaryota; Metazoa; Arthropoda; Insecta; Diptera; Drosophilidae.